This is a messenger RNA of Suillus discolor, 932 nucleotides long. RefSeq lists its product as uncharacterized. The transcript is spliced from 7 exons. NCBI's taxonomy places the organism in Eukaryota, Fungi, Basidiomycota, Agaricomycetes, Boletales, Suillaceae. The record is from RefSeq and is a predicted model, not a curated record. Bases 101 to 844 code for a protein of 247 amino acids.
AUUGCGGCCUGCUUAUGCCCUCAUUGCACACGUUGUUCCUGGGUUUGAACCGAGUGACCCUCCCUCGAGCUACUCUAGUCUUCGUAGUGGUAUCAUAACGAUGAGCUGGAUGUCUGGCACGCAAGCUGGUAUGCAAGGGCUAUUGAACGUCACGGCAGAUUCGCUGGCUGAGUACUGCGGAUUGACUGGCGAUCACCAGGCAAAUUCAGUGUUUCUCGAAUCACAGCUUGGUUUGCUCCAAAGAAAUCCAUCCCAAAACGUGAUCAAUUCUGAAUUUUGCGCCAUAUAUCUCCCAGCCCUUGUAGACGCCUACGAUGCGCAAGAUGCGGCAUUCAAUAUACCCAUGAGAAUGCUCAAUGCCGUUGCUUACCUGCCUUACUUCGCUAGGUUUCUAUUGACCACGGCCAAAACGUCGAUUUGUAAGACUCAAGCGCAUCGCAUGGCCACUGCGUCUUCAGCUCCAGCAGAUCCCGUGCACAUCGUAGAAAUGUGCCAGUUUCUCUCGACCCUCUUAGCCCUGCAGGGUACGAAUUCCGUCAGCGAGGAAGACAAACAAGCGCUUCUCCCAAAACUGCGUGAAUGGAAUAGGAAAUACCAAAAGCAACAGAUUACGCGUUGCCUCAAGCAACUGGAGGAUGAUCCGGAGACAACGAUCCUGGCAGGUGGCCUGAAACAACACUGUGAAAGCUCUCUUAAUAAAUGCGGCUUUGACGGCUGUGGAAAGUCCGGAACUUCGAAGCUCUUGCAAUGCUCUCGGUGCAAAACAGCUGUUUAUUGCGACCGUGAUCACCAGAAAAAAUCUUGGCCAUCCCAUAAAGCAACGUGUUUCCCAGCAGUUUUUUGAGAAAAUGUGGAGCCCGGAUCACGGGUUGGGACUUGGUACAGUCUCUGUAUUAGUAUAUUCAUGUCUGAUGACCAGUCUGUUACUCGUC